ACCGACGGCUCUCUUCCGCACCAACAGCCUUGUGAUGCGUAGAAAGCGCACAGCCCUGCGGUUUGGACGGUGUGCCCACCCCCCGCCGCUACAGGACCCUGUGUGCGCUCUGUGGUCUUGUGCGUCCCCCACACAGCAGCAUAGCAAGAGAGCUAGCAUGAGCAGAGAGAGACAGAGAAGCCCAAGCAGGAUACUUGCUCAUCACACAGCCUGAUGUGGGGCUUGAACUCACAACCUUGAGAUCACGACCUGAGCCGAAAGCAAGAGUUGGACACUUAACCGACUGAGCCACCCAGGUGCCCCUUGUGUUUUUGAUAAAAUAGUUUCUACUUAUGUUAUUAGUCUUGGUGCUGUUGUGAAUGAAGUGGUCUGAAUUUCAUUUCCAGGUGGUCAUUAGCAGGUAGAAAGAUCCUGUAUUUCUCUUACCGAUCUUGUGUCCGGGACCGUCAAACUCACCGGCCAGGUGUGUGCGUGUAUCUGGAUUCCGUAGGACCCUGUCAGCUGUGACUAAGAACGUGUUCGCUUGUUCUCUCCAGUCUGUGUACUACCCCUUUUCUGUUCCUUUCUGUGCCUCACUGCAAGCCCAGUACGAUGUGGAGUACAGAGGCGAGAGCACACCUCCCUCACCUGCUCCUGGUGUUGGAGGUGAGCAUUCGGCCCGUCACCAUGACUUCUGAUGCUCUGACAGGCGGAAUGAUGCUCUCGAAGAUACCCUGUCCUUCCGCCGGAAUCCGGACUGUGUCGGGUUACACGGGCAAAGGGAGUGGAGGUGCUGAUCAGCCUGGGAUAGUGAGACUAACGUGGGUUUUCCAGAUGGACCCAGUGUCACCACAGGGGUCCUUGAUGGUGGAAGCGGGGGGGGGGGUCAGGAAGGGCGGGCGUAGGCAGUGAGAGGACCCCAACCACGGGUGGGGAGUAGACAGGGAGGAGGCCAGGAGCCGAGGAACGUGGGCGCCUCCGGCAGUAGGACGCCUCCGGGAGUAGGACGCCUCCGGGAGGACGCAGCCCCGCAGGCACUGUGUCCGGCGUGGCCCGGGUCCGACUCAAGGCUGCCGGCACGAGGUCUGCGAGGAAACUUCGCACGGGUAUCUUUGAUCCUGAGGCCAAGGAAGCUGCCUUCCGCGGUUGGACACUUCUCACCACGAAUGUGCCGGGUUUCGUUCCUUGUUUCGCUGCGUCCGUUGAGUUGAUCCUGUGGAUUUUGUCCUUCGUUCCCCUAGGAUGGGCCGCGACAUCUGUUGGUUUUCAGGUUUGCGGCUGAUGGUGCAAAUGCUGCCGUAUUUGGGUUACUGAUGCUGUGUUACAAAGUUAACAUCUAGGUUCACCAGGGACACCGACGUCUUCUGUCAGGCCCAGGCUUGCGUCGCAAAGGAGCUGGGAAGCGUCUUUGAAAGAGUUUGUGAGUGAUGGGUGUUACUGACCGAACGCUCCGUGAAGUCACCAGGCUCUUCCUUUGUGUGAACUUUAGACUUUCUGUGUUAAUUCAGUUUCUUAUUACAGGUCUGUGGUGUUUUUCUGGUUUUUUCUGAGUCCAUUUAAAUGAUUUGUGUCUGUAGGAAUUCAUCUGUGUCGUUCACUCGCAUUCCUGGAGAGGCCUUGACGUUUAUUUCUGCAGGGUGGGUGGUCCGGUCCCGUCUCCCGCGUGAAUUCGGGAACCUGGGUGCUGUAUCACUGUGGGUCUGUCAACGUGAUGAUCUUUUCAGAGAGUUUUGGGUUUACUGUCCGGCUGAUUUCCUGUCUUCUUCUUCUUCCUUUGUGUUUCUCUUGCUCUUCUCUAGUUUCCUGAGGCAGAAGCCUUUUCUGUGCAGGUGUAGGAGGCCCUGGGCUUGUCUGUGUCUGACAGACGCUGGUGUCCACUUUUGCUUCUUUUGAUCCCCAAGCUUAGAGAUCUGUUACUUCACUUCUAAACGGGGGGAGGUUUUCCUCACUUCGUUCUGCCACAGGUAACUAAUUCCGCUGGGGUCAGAGGACGUACUUUGUAUGCGUUGGCUUCUGAAAACUUAGGACGACUUGUUCCGUGGCCGGAGUUGUGGUCUGUGCCUGAGGACGCCGCUGCGUGGGCCGUUCUGAACCCAGGCGGGUUCCGUCGAGCAGUCGCGCGCCGUGCUCCUUCCGCGUCCUUGGCAAUGGCAUCGACGCGGUCUGGCUCUUGCCGAGAAUUAAGACCUCUAAUCCUUACUGCUACGUUACUUAUCUUCCUUGCGAUUUCUCAGUUGUACUCUUGCUUACGCUGUACAUACGAAGUGUUCUUUGUCCCCAGGGGCUGCCACGCCCACUCAGUGGACAGGAGCCAUUUGCUGCUUCAUCAGAGGACUCUUAGAAAGUCAGGGCUCCAGGUGACACAUAAUUAUGACACCUGUCUGAGCUGGCAGCCGGGGAAGGAAGACACAGGAUGUGGUGUCCUGCCUCCUCGCCCCCCUCUCCCCGCCUACACACACCCACCUGGCCACGGUGGGACCCCAGAUGGGCUUGACCCCCACCUCUGCUAAGGGCUGACCUUUGAUGCAGACAGAGCCCCGGUGGCACAUGGGCACAGGUGUCUCGCCGUCUGGAUCUGUGGGCCCCGCACCAGACCACGUCCCAGGCCUCCCUGCUGCUCCGGCCCAGGAUCGGCAUCCUGGGGAGAUGGACCAAGAGCAGCCUCUGCUUUUAUGGUUUCACUGACACGUUAAUGAUGAAAAGUUCAGGGGGCUACACCACGAUGAACGUCCUCAAAGGCCCUGAAACACACACUCGGGUCACUGCUGUGAACCUCACCUGGUACACAGAGACAUGUGGUAGGUUCUGAUUAGUAAGGCCCGGUCACCGCUAAGACCCCAGCGCCUUCCUAGCUGGAGAGCAGCACCACAGCAGGGCAGACAGACCCCAGCCAGGAAAGUGGGCACACGGCCCUAGGGAGAGACUUCAGCACUCCUCCCCGGGCCGCGGGGGCCCUGGGCUCGUGCCCGAUGGGAGGAGGACGGGCCGCCUCAGAGCCCCUACGUGUCAGGGAAGAGGUGAAGGAGAGAAGCCAUGCCAGGCCCCAGCCACACCGCCGUGCCCCGCACCGCACGCUUCGGACAGGCUCCCAGCUUCGCAUCCGUGCUCAGAAAGGCGACACCUAGGAGCCCAGGAGGCGGGAGCCGCAGCAAGAGAUCAGCGAGCAGGAGGGCACCCCUGACCCCUUCAGGAAAUGCUGGAAGGAGGGUGCCUGGCUGGCUCAGUGGGGUGUGAGUUCAGGCCCCACACUGGGUAUGGAGAUUUAAUUCUUGAAAAGAGAAAAGAGAAAAUGUUGCAAAGAAAGACGUCUCCCCAAGUGGCUGAAACCCACGGAGGGACAGCCCAUAACCGUUUACGAAGGGAGCCGGUGGUGUGAAAAAGUGCACAGAGCGAGCACCAGGCUCCCAGCAGAAUCACCUCCUUCGAGCUCCCCACGAGUGAAGAGACCUCCCCCUGCUCCCCCCACCGUGUUGCCGUCAUUUACAGGAAGCAGACCGGGCUUGUACAAGGAAGGCCAGAGUGCAGCCGCCGACACACUCACGUGGAGUCGGCCAGACCAGAGGAAAGCGUGUGACGAAGCCCGGUUCCCCUGGGGGUGACUUUUGGCCACACUUCUGCAUGUCCUGCCACCUGCCGGCGCCCCAGCGUCCCCACCUCACUGCCCCGCUAGCGCGCCCAGCCUCCCGGGUGCUGGCGACUCCCGAGGGCGCGCUUCGGCCUGGACCCGCCCCCCACCCCAGUGGACGCAGCUGGACCCCCCACAACCGCGUGCUCACCACUCGGCUCACGCUGCGAACCCCUUGGCCUCCCCUGCGGCCCCACACGCACUCGAGAUCCCGUGGAGACCUGCCCGCCCCCACCUCCGCUGGCUGCCAGUGGCCCCCAGGGUCCCCCUGCACCCUGUCCGCCGACCCGCCUGCCACCGCUCCCUAGUCGCCUCCCCUCACGGCUCAGCCACACUGGGCUCCCGUCGCGCACUUCUGCCCCAGGGCCUCGGCACUCGCUGGUCUCUCCCAGAGAUCAGCAAGGCCCUCUCCCUGAACCUUUGGUUUUUGCUCACGUCACCUCCCUGGCCACAAGGCUUCCUGCUUGCUCCUUGCCCACUUUAUUUUCCUUAGUGCUUCCUCAGUCCGAGCUGCCCAGGAUGUCCAUCUUGUCACUCCGUCCCUCUACCAGGACAGAAAUUCGACAAGGGCAGGGCUUUCUGUGUUCACUCAACCCCGAGGGGAGCUCGGCCUCGGCCCCCAGGUGUUUGUCAAACCAGUCACUGGGGUUCAGGACGAGGAGCAGUGCCUCUCUCCCCUCCCCCCACCUCAAUACGGGAGACCCACAGGACAAAAGGCCAAGCAGCAAGACCGCAGAAAGUUCACGAAGGAAACGGAGCCCACGUGGGGAAAAGGAGGUUCCCUAAACAAAGCUCACUGCGCUCCUUUACGUUCCUGAGCACUGACGUGAUCUGAAAAAGACGCCAUUUACGACAAGAACAAAGUAGACUGGGACUGACGUUCCCGGAGAACCGACGUCUGGGAAGGAAGCCGUGACACCCGUCGUCACCCAGGCAAGUGCUGCGUGGCGCUCUGCCUUCCCCUGGGUCGGGCAGGGAGUCUCUACUUCCUUGGAAUUUCCCACAUGGUCACAGCAGCCUCGACACACCUGAAUUUACCUUAACGCGGUCACUCGAGGGGGACAGUCCUACCAGAAGGACCCACCCGGUGGCAAGAGUUCACUCGCAGGGCCAGGGAUGACGCAGUGACCCCGGAGCACCUCAACACAGGCUCACGUGUGCCACAGCGGGCACAGCACACGUUCCGGGCCCUGUUUGCUUGGCUGUGCCCGUUAUAAUCACACUGCGAAAUCAUCACGGUGGCACUCCUCUGAGUUCUAGGAGCCAUGCUGGUGACCUACGGAAGGUGAGGGGUCAGUGGGAAUGCGUGGAAGUCGCAGCCAGGUGGCCAGAAGGGCAGGAGGCCUGGGGGGGCCCGAGCUUACAGCCAUCUGAGGGGACAGUCUCUUUGGGGACCGCGAGCCUCAGUCACAGGGCCACGCGGACACUGGCACUACACGAGUUUUAGCAGCAGGAAGAGCAGCAGAGACCCUAAUGCCAGAGGGGGGGGCAUGUCCAUGGCCUGACACUUGUCACAAGUCCAGAAAUCCGGUGAACCCUAUUCCGGCCCAAACCACAGCCGUCAAUACUCUAACGUUCGUACAUACGGGCAAAGGGCCAGGUGGGGCCGUGUCCCUUCCUAGAAAUGAAGACUUAUUCUAAAGCUGUAGUAAGGGGGAAUGUGGGGCCUCAGAACAGGUCUGCACCCCCGGAUGCGGGCCCUCGGGCUGGCGGUGCAGAUGAGCAGGGGCGACGUAAAGUGCCUCCAGGGAGGCAAACCACCGACCGCCGGCGUAACAGCAUCUUCACGUGAAUUACAAACACGAGUGUCAGAAGCAAGCACGUAAACAGGAGGGCAGCAGAGGACGGAAAGUAGGAGACACGAACUUGACUCCAUCAAAGAUUUCUUCAAUAAGACGACAGAGUGUGGAGCGACCAACUCGAACACGUGUGACCGGAGCGCGGCUGACCCUCAACGGGGAAGGUCGGCGAGGAGCAAAGCCAGCAGAACACUGGCCAGAAGCCCGAGGAGAGGCAGCCCGGGGUCGGAAAUGCACACGGCCAGCCUCCCCCGUCCCCGCCGGUUCUCGUGCAGCCUCCACGGAGCGCCCCGCUCGCUUCCGGGGGGCCGCAGACGCCAGCACACGCGAGGCCCGCGGAGCAGCCCCAGGGCGGUCCACACCCUCGUGCGGCGGACAAGACUCCUCCACCGGAUGGGCCAACACCUUCUCCCGCGUGGAAGUGCCCAUCCUCCACGGCCAGCUGGGGCCCACGUGAGAUCGUUUGAGCCGCGCCACAGCCCAAGAGCCAGUGGGGGUGGCCCAGCGGGUCCCACCACCAAGGACAACGUGUGCAAAGGGAGUUGCUAUCCGGGGCUCCUGGGGUGGGGAGAGGCCGGGUGCAGGGGCGCGCUUCUGUGUUCGUACGUUUCAGAAACGUUCAUUUUUCUUCUUUGGCAUCUGAAUGUGCAGCCGGUAACACGCAAACUAAGGAAACACAUCCCCAUGGGGUGGGGGGGAGGUGGGCUGGGGAGGCGGUGGCCGUGGGGUCCCUGGCUACACGAGAACUGCUCACGCACAGGGCCCGGCCGGAGGGGGCACAGCAGAGGGCCACACCGGAUACCCGCGCUCUCCGGUACCGACAGGCCUCGCAAAGCACCACGACGCAUCCUGAGACGCCCACGCCACUACGCCCAGUUGGCGGUACAGAGCUACACAAUGAAGCAUCUAGAAGGACCCACAGAAACCCCAUUCCCUGACACACCUGGGGUCGCAGGGGGGCUGAGGCUCCACCUAAGGCAUCCUCCUCUUUGGACAAGGGUGACUGCUCCCCGGCCGCACGGCACCGUGGCCACACGGGCAGCUGCGGAGCCAGGACCUGUGCAGGUCCUUGGCGACCGGAGGCCGUCUGAGGAGAGUGGCGGGAGACAACCUCAGCUGGACGAGAAGCACUAACCGUGGGCCGUCCAGCAGGAGAGGGUGGGGCAGGCAGGGCCUCGGGCGCCGUGCGUCGCAAGGCAGAGCCGAGCGGAGGAGGUCGGGUCGGAACCGGGAAGACCUCCGGGUGCACACGUGAGCAGCCCGUCCUGCCCCCGGCUGGGCCCCGAGCCUCAUCCCUCCCCGUCCCGCCUCUGGGUCCUCCCGCUACCCCCACCUGGGCUGAGGCUCAGUGCAGCCAGAGCCCGCCCUGCUCCCCCAGCCCGGGUCUGGCCUGUGGCGGCUGGCUAAGGAGAUGGCCGCUGCCUGGGACAGCGGCUUUCGGGGUUUCCUCCGGCAAAAGCAGAGGGAACUCAGGGCAAGGACACGCAGGUCAGGGACCUGGCCUCCCCGCACUUCGGCCAGGGCAAAGGUGAUGGGGGCCUCUCCCUGCAGGGGGGCCAGAUGGAUCAAACCUCAGCGGGGGCGGCAAGGUGCCGGCGGUCGCAUCGGAGAGCUCCUUCAUCCACACGAGGCACGGUAUCCACACCUGUCCCUGCGGGUGGCCCAGGACCAGGCACCCAGGGAUCGGGGCACCGUGGGGCGGAGGCCCCAAGCACAGAAACGCUGUGUCAACGAACCCUUCACUGCCCCGGCCCAGGCCGGUGCCCCCGGCGGGGCUGGGGUUCUACUCCACGUCCACAUGGAAACGGCUCUGUGAAGAGGACACCACAGGACCCACCAGAGAAGGAGGUGAGGGCGACGCCGUCCCCCAGGCGUCCUGCUCUGGGGGGCAUGGGGCGGGGAGGGGGCCGGCGCUCACAGGGCACCAUGUGGGGCUCACACGGCGAGGACCAGGGCCCCACCGAAGGCCAGAGAGAACAGAGAGUCCGCAAGCAGAGCAUCGGGGAAUAAUACACUUUCUAGACUUCUCUUAUAAAUAUGCAUUAGAACAUCUGAUAACAUGGGCAAAGGGCUAUGAAAUUAAUUCAAAAUUAAGUCAAGAUUGAAUUUCCUGCACUCCUGGCAGGAAAUUCACCUAAAACAUCUGAACACCCAAAAUGUGCUUGAAGGCGGCAGCGGCCACGGGCGCCCCAGGCCCUACGGCCACCUCAGUCCCGGGGCACCUUGAAAUGGUCCUUCUCUUUGCGGAUGGCCCUCAUGGUGGUCACCGGGUCCGUCUCGCCAGCAUGCUGCUGCACCGUCUUCUCUCUGCGGAAGCCGAAGGCCAGGCUGCAGGCCGCACGUGGUGCCCCCCGGCCCACCACCCGCCCCAGGGCCCCAGGGAAGAAAAGAGCAGGCAGAAGUGGGGACAUUCUUCAAAACGAAAGGCCGGCACUAACGGCCAACUCGCGUGUUCCUAACGGUAGGAGGCCUGCUGGCCAAGCCGUCCUGCCAGUGACCCAGAGACGGGGGACACGGACUCCACGCUGGCUCCCGGCAGCGCCCCGGUGACAGAGCUCCACGAGAUUCCCGGGGACCGUGCCUGCCCACCCGUGGAUCCUGACUGCGGUGUCAGAAAGGACCCCACACCCUGGCCACGUGUAAGGAGAGCACCCCUGACAAAGCCGCCUGCUUCCUAGGCUCAGGGCACUUGUUAAGACCCCGUGGGGUCGCCUGAGCCUGAGCUGCAGGGACUGGUGAGUGGGCCCCCGCUGGCGGCACGAGGGCGACCCAGAGGUGCCCACGCCCCUCACCUCACUCUCAUGAAUGGGUUGUAGGUGAACUCCUCCGCGAUGGUGGACGGCACUGUGGGCUCCCCGAUACCGUACUUCUCCUGCAGAGGACAGAGGUCACGUGAACACGGAAACGUCUAAAGGAACAUUUCAGAGUACUUUCUAAUCUUAAAAUAUCAUCCAACUCAGAAGGCAAAGUGAACGGGGUCAGGUCAGUGCAAGGACGGGCCCCUUCCCGCUGUGGAGAUGCGAGCGUCCCGGCCACCACCGACAAGUUGUCCCUUCUCCCCUUGCUGUCCUGGAAGUGGAGGGGGACGUGAAAACUUUUACGCUGAUAUGAAGUGUGUGUUUUACAUGAUAAAAUAACCAGCAAAAACCCAGAAAACGCAGAAGAAAACACCACCAGCCCUGCACCAAGACCAGUCAUGGGCCUCGCACAGCUCACUGCUUGCAAGAGCGAGGUGACAGGUGCCCGUGGUCCCUGCCCUGGGCUCACAGCCCCUCUAGAAGGCGGCAAGCUCUCGUCACAGGCUCCCCAGGAGAAAAACCCAGGACGAGCCCUCCGGUCGGGAUGGUUUCACUCCUGAUCAGCACCAUCUGGCCCACUGGUCACUCCUGUACGGACCUGUGCGGGAUGUCAGCUGGCAGCUGGGGGUCUCCGCCCUCCCUGCGGCCCCUGCCCUUCUUCUGCCGGGCUGAUCUCGAGGGCCACAGGGUCAGAGCUUGGACAGCACCUGUCAGCACCCACACGCAGGGCCCUCAGACCCGAGGGUCCCGGUGCCACCCCCAAACGUGACCAGUGGUGGCAAGAGGUGAUCCUUCAACCGCUGGUGGGAUGCCAAGUAGGGGUCUGGCGGGAGGUCAAGAUGAAGGCUUGUCACUCAUCUCUGAUCCUCCCCUUCUGGUGAAAACAAGCUGGGUGUUUUAGAAUAUUCCCUGCUUCCUCCAGUAUUCACUCUUCCUGAGAAUUCCUUCUCCACCUCCUAUGAGGGAAGGAAACAAGUUAACACUUCUAAGGAUAAUUCUAAAACACGUCUUGACACGUAGAGUCAGAGAACCAUACACGGUCAUCACCUUGUAGAUUAUCUAUUAAAAUGAGUGCUGGGGCGCCUGGUUAAAUGUCCGACUUCAGCUCGGGUCAUGAUCUCACGGUUGGAGUUCGAGCCCCACAUCAGGCUCUGUACUGACAGCUGAGAGCCUGGAGCCUGCUUCGGAUGCUGUGUCUCCCUCUCUUUCUCUGCCCCUCUCUCAAAAAUAAGUGUCAAAAAAAAUUUUUUUUUUAAUGUUUUUUGAACUUGGGUAAAGCAAAUAUUUCUUAGAUAAGAGACAAAAAGUAUGAACCAUAAAAAAGUUAAUACGCUGGACUUGAUUAUCAAAAUUAAAAAUGUUUGCUCUUCAAAAAACAUUGUCAAAAAAAUAAAAGGCAAUCCACAGAACGAGAGAAACCAGCCGACAGAGGACUUGCGUCCAGCAUAUACUUACAAAAUUCUCUUGUGAUCGAAAAUUAGUUCAAAUUUUUAAAUGGCCAAAAGAUUUGAACACACAGUUCACAAAAUGGCCAAUAAGCACAUAAAAAGACGCUCAACGUUUUGAGACACUAGGGAAAUGCAAGCUAAAACCACAAUGCGACUGCACUACGUACCCAUUAGAAUGACUAAAACCACAAUGAGUGACGAUGCCGAGGGCUGGCGAGCUUGUGGAACGAGUGGAACUCUCACACUCGGCUGACACGAACGUAAAGUGACAGCCACUUAGGAAGCCAACUCGGCACUUUCUCUACAAGUCAAACGUACACCGCUACCACGUACCCGUUUCACUCCUAGGUAUUUACUCGAGAGAAACGAAAGGGUGUGUCACACACGGAUUUGUGCGCAGAGGUUCACAGCAGCCGACGCCCGGAAACAGCACAAACGUCUACAGACGGGGGAACGGAUACACCCAACAACGGAAUACUGCUCGGCGGUGAAAGGAAUCAACUCCUGACACGCAGCAGCAGGGGUGCACCUCCGAAUCCUGCUGCUGAGUGAACAGGAGACCGUGCAUAAGGUACCUUCCAUUUACACGAUAUUCUAAAAACCGCAACAGCUCUAGGGCACCCAGCAGAUCGGUAGGUGUCCGGAGCCGCGAAGACAGUGAGGUGUGAAGAAGCCUUUCGGGGGUGGUGGAACGUUCUGUGUCUUCAUCAUAAUGGUCGUCGUUUCAGUGGUGUCAGUUUAUCUGUCAGAAUUCACUUGGCCCUUCACUUGAAACGGAUGCAGUUUAUCACAUGUGAACUGUAGCACCACAAAGUUGACACUCGAGAAAGACAGCAUGAAAACCGUCAACAAAUUUGAAAACCUUGACAAAAUGUACACAGUUCCUUGAAAGACAGAAGCUGCUAACAAAAUGGACUCGAGAAGAUGCAAACAUCUAAGAGCCCUACACAAAAGACAGACACCACUUCUAACAACAACGAUGACAUCUUUCCACAAAGAGAAUUCAACGUCCAGAUGGUUCCAAUGGUGAAUUCUAACAUUAAAGGAAAAAACAGUAUCACACAAAGAUUCUUUCAGAAAAUACGAGGAAACACCUUCCGAGUCACUUAAUGAGGCCAGCUCUGCCCCAGUACUGAGACCAAAGACGUUACAAGAAAAUAAAACUACAGGCCAAUAUCCCUUGUGAACACAGACACAGAGGGACUGUGGCAGCGUAACACAGCAUGACAAAGUCUGUCUAGAAAGCAAGGUGGGUUUAACGUUUGAAACCAACUGAGGGGGCACCCGGGGGGCUCAGCCGGUUAAGCACCCGACUCUCGGUUUCUCAGGUCAUGGUCUCACAGCUCGUGGGAUCAGGCCCCGCAUCAGCACGGAGCCUCUCUCUGCCUCUCUCUCCAAAGAAAUUAAAAAAAAAAUGAAACCAAUCAAUGUACCCCACCAUAUUAACAGUAAAAACAAAAUAUGGUUACACACUAGAGAAAAAGUCAGUUUGCAGAAUUCAACACCCACUCGUGAUUAAAACUUUCAGAAAACCAGGAAUGGAAGGGAACGCCCUCAACCUAAGAAAGAUCACAAAAAACUUGCAGCUAACGUACGGGUGACACACCGAAUGCUUCCCCUCCGAGACCGGGAACAAAGCAGAGGUGUCCGCUCCCACCGUCUCUCUUCGGCAUCGUACCGGAGACCGCAGCCGGUGUGAUUAGGCCAACAAAGUAAAUAAAAGGCACAUCAAUCAGAAAAGAAGGAAGAAAAGUGUCUCUUUAGCCGAUGACGUGAUUGUGUGCUAAGAAAUCUACGAAAAAGACGCUAGAAUAAGGGAGCUUAGCAAGGUCACGAUACAAGAUCAAACAAGUAUCAUUUGUGUUGCUGAAGACUUCAACAAUAAUCAUUUUCAGCCAAAUACAAAAAUGUGAAGUACUUAAGGAUACAUUUAACAACCUGCACAGCUUCUUUAGCAACGAAGAUUAUAAAAGACUGCCGAGAGGAACUGAUGACCUCAGUAAAUGGAAAGAGUAUAUUCAUGAAAAGACUCAAUACUGUGAAGAUCUCAGUUCUCCAAAUCUUUUGUUGCAUCACAGUCCCCAUCAAAAGCCAAGCUGACUUUUUUGUAAAAAUUAACAAGAUCCUAAAAUUUCUAUGGAAAUGCAAAGCGCUUCAAAGAGCCAAAACCAAUUAAAAAAAAAAGACCACAGUUGGAGGAUU
Felis catus (domestic cat) is the source of this 11851-nucleotide messenger RNA. RefSeq lists its product as uncharacterized. Bases 5635 to 6537 code for a protein of 300 amino acids. The transcript is spliced from 2 exons. The record is from RefSeq and is a predicted model, not a curated record. NCBI's taxonomy places the organism in Eukaryota, Metazoa, Chordata, Mammalia, Carnivora, Felidae.